Messenger RNA from Hermetia illucens (black soldier fly), 2708 nucleotides. RefSeq names its product cysteine protease ATG4C (gene Atg4b). Gene Ontology annotation, molecular function: protein-phosphatidylethanolamide deconjugating activity. The record is from RefSeq and is a predicted model, not a curated record. Bases 241 to 1974 code for a protein of 577 amino acids. Lineage: Eukaryota; Metazoa; Arthropoda; Insecta; Diptera; Stratiomyidae. The transcript has 7 exons.
CGCUGCUUUCCGUCAAUCGUUUGAGAAUAGAACGUCAAAACGGUCAUAUCUUUGUUUUCUUUGUCAAUUGAUUGUGUUCCGUAGCGAUUUACACAUCACUCCGCUAAUCGAUUGGAUGUGAGCGAGAAAAAAAAAAUCGUGAAGUAAACAAAUUGAGUCUAUAAAUAACCCCAGUGUGCAAAGACAUUCAGUAUCGAUAAGAUCGGAAUUGGCAGUGGUUUUGUUUAGAAUUCCGCGCAAAUGAGUUACGAUGUGCUUGUUUCGAAAUUGUCGGAUGAUAAGCUCGGGACCUUCGGUGUCCCGCCGGUCGAGGAGCGCGGCAUUGAGGACGAGAUGAAAUUACAAAGGCCAGCGUCGGGCCCUGAAGCAACGACCCCGUCUCGCAAGAUUUCCGCAAAUCGUUUUAUGAGUGCAUUCACGCAAUUCUACGGGAACAAUGAAGAGUCGGACCAGCAACAGCUGCAUGCCCAUCCUUCCAGUGGCUCCUCAUCGUCAACAAGUCGAACGCCUACUCGAGGGAUGGAGACCAGGCUAAUGUCGAUGUGGAACAAUAUGCGAUAUGGGCUCAGUGGAAAAAUGAGGUCGACGUUUUCAAAAGAGCAACCUGUGUGGCUCCUGGGUAGGUGCUACCACAGAAAGUGCACGCCGCCAUCCUCUAUGGAGAGUUCGGCCGAGCUCUCCGUGUCCUUGGAGAACAAACUUAUCAUAAACGACUCGGAACCCCAUCUGUUCGACGACAACUCGAUACAGGAGUACGGAAUGGACGCGAUUGAAGGACAAAAUGCUGAAAAUCCAUGGGAGGAAGGAAUUGAAGGAUUUAAACGUGAUUUUUAUAGUCGUUUAUGGAUGACAUAUCGCCGUGAAUUUCCUAUUAUGAACGGUUCUAAUUACACCUCUGAUUGUGGAUGGGGCUGUAUGUUGAGAAGUGGACAAAUGUUACUUGCGCAAGCGUUAAUUUGUCACUUCCUUGGAAGAGGAUGGCGCUGGGAUCCGGAAACACAAAUACACUCCACAAUUGAAGAUAAUAUGCAUCGGAAAAUUAUUAGAUGGUUUGGUGAUACGUCCUCGAAAAAUAGUCCCUUUUCUAUUCACACAUUAGUAACCCUUGGGGAAGAAAUGGGGAAAAAACCUGGAGAUUGGUAUGGACCGUCAUCCGUUGCCCACCUUAUCAGGCGAGCGGUGCAAAAGGCGGCCCAAGAAAAUGCUGAUUUGGAUGAUAUAAAUGUUUAUGUGGCAAAAGACUGCACAAUUUACAUCCAAGACAUCCAAGAUGAAUGUCUUGUUGAAGAGCAGCCACCUGCUCCUUGGCAACGUCCCUUCAAACACACUGCCAAUGGGGAAACUCAAUCUCAAAACCAAAUGCGUUGGAAAGCUUUAAUCAUACUCGUGCCUGUAAGAUUGGGAGCUGACAAAUACAUCAAUUUGAACUAUGGGAAUAGUUUGAAAUCAUUACUAAGUACUGAAUAUUGCAUUGGAAUUAUUGGCGGGCGACCGAAACAUUCCUUAUAUUUCGUUGGGUUUCAAGAAGACAAACUCAUACAUCUUGAUCCACAUUAUUGCCAAGAGAUGGUUGAUGUAAAUCAGGAGAAUUUUCCGGUUCAUACAUUUCAUUGCAAAUCACCACGAAAGCUGAAAAUCAACAAGAUGGAUCCCAGCUGCUGUAUCGGAUUCUAUUGCCAGACAAGAGCAGAGUUCGAUAACUUCAUAAUAAGUGUUCAGCCAUACCUGCAUCCGGUUCGAAACUUACAGCCAACUGAUCGCCCAGCUAGUGGUAGCCCAUCAUCGCAGCAAUCUCAAGAAUUGAAUUAUCCCAUGUUUGUUUUCUCUCGUGGUCGAAACACUGACACUCACACAGAUGAGAUUGCCGAGUCGGUGUACAAGCCAUUGCACCAACAGUUGGCGCAAAUCCGUCAGCAGGUCUAUAACAACGACGACGAUGACGAAGAUGAAAGCGAAGAAUUUGUGAUACUUUAAUAGUUUUAAGUGGACGACUAUGUUUUGCUUAUACAUGGUAGAAGUGAUUUAGUUAAGUUUAUUAUGCAUUGGCAUAUAUUUACAGGUGCAAUCAUUCUUCUCUUUUUCACAAUUAGACAAGGCAAUCCUUUGCAUGUAUUAUGUAUACAAGCGAAAAAUGGGAUACUGGUCUCGUAACAAAAGUGUGAAACUAUUCCACUAAUCCAUUUACAUACAUAACGAAGAUGUUGUGUUUGCUUUUCUUCCGCGAAAAUUCCUGAGUCUGCUAAUGUUGAUAUUAAACGCUAUCAUCAGGAAACGAAACUAAUCAAAGCUCACAAAUAUGCAUUAAUGUUAGCUUUGGGAUAGGACUUUUUAUUUAACAAGAAGACUGAAUAUAUAAAGAGACUUAAUGAAAAACUCAUACACUCACUUCCAUUCUUAUUUAUUUUACGGAGUCAAUCUAGAAGUGAAUCAACUUUGAUUUUUUCUUUCAAUUUCAUUCAACAUGAAUCAAUUGCACGUGUAAAUAUUGUAAGUGUAGGCAGUAGUCUUUGGAUAAUACUUUAAUGAUAUUUAUUUACUUUAGACAUGUUAGGCGAUUAAUGGAGCAAGUGAUUUUUUGGUUAUUCUUAGUGAAUAGUUGAUUGGUUUUAUUAUGUAUAUAAUGAAAAAUGUGAAUAAUUGAGUUUCUUUUUGGAAAUUGUAACAAUUUGAGCAGGAUAUUGACAUCAAUAAAGAUACUACUGAAUCAA